CUUUCAGCCUGCAGGAUCAGAGGGAUCAAGGCUCACCUCAGGCCUUCCUAUUUGCCUGCUGUCCAGCUUAGAAGUCAGGCUCCCCAGCCCUCAGCCUGAGCCAUAGACGGGGCGGUGGGGGGCAGUGGGGGGACACUUAGAUGACCAGUGCUGAGCGUGGCCUAUAGGCUUCCUGCGAGGCCAGUGGGAGUGGGGUUCUCUGGGCUUAUCAGAGCUCACUUCCUGCUCUCUACCAAUCAGGAGCAAGAAGGAAGGGGACUUAGUUACUUUUGGCCUGGGCUGUGGCCCUAAGGGCAACCUUAGGCUGAUAUGUAUUGAAAGGACACGAGGGUAGUCCAGGGGUGAGGUGUCCAGGACUCUGUGUCCUGUCUCUAGUCUCUUCCCCUCCCCCCAAACCCUUGCAGAGCUCAUCAGGGACCAAGGUCCACCCAUAGCACUCGGGCAGUCCCCAUGGAACCCUCCCCUCCCCCAGUGCUCCCCAGAUUCCUAAGGCCCGGCCUAGUUACCUAGGCGACAAGUCCACUUAAGUAAAGAUGGGUAUCCUGCCCCGGGCUGAGCAGUCAUGGCCUCAAGAGUGAACGAUCAAAGCCAGGCUUCAAGGAAUGGACUCAAGGGGAAGGUGUUAACUCUGGAGACCAUGAACCCAUGUGUGCGGAGGGUGGAGUACGCGGUUCGAGGACCCAUAGUGCAGCGUGCCUUGGAGCUGGAGCAGGAGCUGCGGCAGGGAGUCAAGAAGCCCUUUACGGAAGUCAUCCAUGCCAACAUUGGGGAUGCACAGGCCAUGGGGCAGAGACCCAUUACCUUCUUCCGCCAGGUCCUGGCCCUCUGUGUCUACCCCAGUCUUCUGAGCAGCCCUGACUUCCCAGAUGAUGUCAAGAGAAGGGCAGAACGGAUCUUGAAGGCAUGCGGGGGUCACAGCCUGGGUGCCUAUACCAUUAGCUCUGGCAUCCAGAUGAUCCGGGAAGAUGUGGCACAGUACAUAGAGAGGCGAGAUGGAGGCAUCCCUGCAGACCCGAACAACAUAUUUCUGUCCACCGGGGCCAGCAACGCCAUCGUGACAGUGCUCAAGCUGCUGGUGGCCGGCGAAGGCCGUGCCCGCACGGGUGUGCUCAUUCCCAUUCCUCAGUACCCCCUGUACUCGGCUGCGCUGGCGGAGCUGGACGCCGUGCAAGUGGACUACUACCUGGACGAAGAGCGUGCCUGGGCUCUAGACAUCGCCGAGCUGCGGCGCGCUCUGUGCCAAGCACGUGACCGCUGCUGCCCUCGCGUACUGUGUGUCAUCAACCCUGGCAACCCCACCGGGCAGGUGCAGACCCGCGAGUGCGUCGAAGCCGUGAUCCGCUUUGCUUUCGAAGAGGGGCUCUUCCUGAUGGCUGAUGAGGUCUACCAGGACAAUGUGUACGCCGAGGGCUCUCAGUUCCAUUCAUUCAAGAAGGUGCUCACGGAGAUGGGGCCACCAUACGCGACUCAGCAGGAGCUCGCCUCUUUCCACUCGGUCUCUAAGGGCUACAUGGGCGAAUGCGGGUUCCGUGGUGGUUAUGUGGAGGUGGUGAACAUGGAUGCUGAAGUGCAGAAACAGAUGGCGAAACUGAUGAGCGUACGGCUGUGCCCACCAGUGGCGGGCCAGGCCCUGAUGGACAUGGUGGUCAGUCCGCCGGCACCCUCUGAUCCGUCCUUCAAGCAGUUUCAAGCAGAGAGGCAGGAGGUGCUGGCCGAGUUGGCAGCCAAGGCUAAACUCACGGAGCAGGUCUUCAACGAGGCUCCUGGAAUCCGCUGCAACCCAGUGCAGGGCGCCAUGUAUUCCUUCCCCCGAGUGCAGCUGCCUCCACGAGCAGUGCAGCGUGCUCAGGAACUGGGCCUGGCCCCUGACAUGUUCUUCUGCCUGCGUCUCCUGGAGGAGACCGGCAUCUGCGUGGUACCUGGGAGUGGCUUUGGCCAGCAGGAAGGCACUUAUCACUUCCGGAUGACCAUUCUGCCCCCCCUGGAGAAGCUGCGGCUGCUGCUGGAAAAACUGAGGCAUUUCCAUGCCAAGUUCACCCAAGAGUACUCCUGAAGCCGCUGCUGGGACCACACUGGACGGCCUCUGACUGAACAAACUGAGGGGCCUUGGGAGCUUCAGCAUUUGCUGCUUUUGCCUAGGGCCUGGGUACCUGUCCCUGCAGGUCCCUAAUAAAGCUGGGUGUCAGCCUGACUUGAA
Messenger RNA from Peromyscus leucopus (white-footed mouse), 2197 nucleotides. It is a transcript of the gene Gpt, whose product is annotated as glutamic--pyruvic transaminase. The record is from RefSeq and is a predicted model, not a curated record. Lineage: Eukaryota; Metazoa; Chordata; Mammalia; Rodentia; Cricetidae. The transcript has 12 exons. Gene Ontology annotation, biological process: biosynthetic process. Gene Ontology annotation, molecular function: L-alanine:2-oxoglutarate transaminase activity; pyridoxal phosphate binding. Bases 563 to 2053 code for a protein of 496 amino acids.